AUGAUUUUUCAGUUCGGUGAGAUAGACCUCAAGAACAUCUCUCCUGCCAUUGGGGUUGUUAGCAAUGAAGUCAAGUACAAACCUAUGAGUCGUGGCAACGAAUAUCUUUUUGAUGAGGAGGAGAGAGAGCGAAGCUUUGGAGAGCACUUGGUGUUCUAUUGCGGAUCAUCAUAUAUCACUGGUGUGGCAGCGGGCGUUGCGGUGGGGGUGGUUGAGGGCUUGCAGAAGGGACAGAACCUGCCGAACUCAAGGCUGAAAUUGAACGCUGUGGUGAAUGCCUGCUCGAAGCGAGCUCCUGUGUUCGGAAGCAACCUUGGCGUGCUAGCAUUGAUGUUCACCACUUCAGAGAGGAUUACUAGGUAUGUGAGAGACAGCGACGACACGCUGAACCCCAUCAUUGGAGCGGCUUCUACGGGUUUUAUGUUCAAGUGCACUUCAGGAAUGCGAGCUUGCCUAGGUUGGACAUUAGCAGGAGGAAUAGGCAUGACGCUCAUAACACUCACUGGGCAGGUCCACAACUUCCUCUAUCGCAGCAGAAUUGCAGACUUCGACGUGCGGUCGGUCAUGAGCAGCUCGACUCAGUCCUCAUAA
Messenger RNA from Guillardia theta CCMP2712, 591 nucleotides. RefSeq lists its product as hypothetical. The transcript has 5 exons. Bases 1 to 591 code for a protein of 196 amino acids. Gene Ontology annotation, cellular component: TIM23 mitochondrial import inner membrane translocase complex; mitochondrial inner membrane. Gene Ontology annotation, biological process: protein import into mitochondrial matrix. NCBI's taxonomy places the organism in Eukaryota, Cryptophyceae, Pyrenomonadales, Geminigeraceae. The record is from RefSeq and is a predicted model, not a curated record. Gene Ontology annotation, molecular function: transmembrane protein transporter activity.